This is a messenger RNA of Fulvia fulva, 1749 nucleotides long. RefSeq lists its product as uncharacterized. The record is from RefSeq and is a predicted model, not a curated record. Gene Ontology annotation, molecular function: protein binding. The transcript has 3 exons. NCBI's taxonomy places the organism in Eukaryota, Fungi, Ascomycota, Dothideomycetes, Mycosphaerellales, Mycosphaerellaceae. The coding region runs from base 1 to 1749 and encodes 582 amino acids.
AUGACAUCCACCGCGCCCGCCCCGGCACCGCUGCUGUGCUGCCACCACUUCUCGCCCGCCAUCUCACCAGUCAGCACCCCGUCAGACAGCCGACGCUACACCAUGGCCGACUUCGACGAGACAGCUGUACCAGCAAACCCAAUGGCGUCCCUGCUGGAGCUCUCACACGAACUGCUUCACUGCAUCUUCACCGAGAUCGAGCCAGCGGACUUGGCCGCAGUCAGCCAGAGCUGCCAGGCCUUGCAUGGCUACAUUCGUGGGAACAGACUACUGCAUAAGGAUCUCUACGUUCGACGAUACGAUGAACCGAAGAAACUCAAAGAGGAGCCAGACUGGGAGACAGCCGUGCAUCGGCUUGUCAAGAUGGAGAAAGUGCUCGACAGCGAAGAUCGGGAAGUGAAGAGACAGCAUCUCGGGUUCGUGUGCGAGGAAGUCGACAGACUGGUAGAAACAGCCAACACAACACAAAGCAUGGAGGAUGGCGAGGAUGGCGAAGGCAGCAGGAAUGUUGAGCUUCUGCGCGAGAAAUUCGCCGACACAGACAAUGUUGAUGCAUUCCUAUGCGCAAGCAGCCUCUUUGCGAGGGCAGGAAGUGACGACCAGGAGCCAGCAGAUACUCUCGAGCUCAGACAGGCCAGUGCGAAGCUGCAUUGCUUGUAUGGCGUGCCGAUCGACGUUCUGCCCAGCAGAAGCUUCUUCAGUAUCAUGCGAAACGACGCUGGCAUCAUCCGAACACCGACAGCAGGACCAUCAGCUGCGGCCUUGUCGACGCGGAGUCAAGCGAGGCCACUCCUCACCCACACCUUCGCACGCAGCAAAGUCUACGAUCUGCGAGAGUAUACGGAGCAUACUCUGUGGGGACCUUUCAUGAAUGAUGGCAGACAGCGAGUCGACUGGGAGAAAGUGGAGGCCGUGAUGAUUGUGCUUGGCUUCAAUCUCCGCAAGUUCACUGAUCGCAGUGAGGGGCGAUUUCCGAUGGUCUGGAAGGACACAUGGAGCGGAGCGUCACCAAAUAGCUACAAGAGCCUGCCUCGCAUGGCCGGGGCAGUGAAGGAACCGGAUGACGAGAUGUACAAGAUUCGUGAGCUGGCUCUCGCACUCGAUGCACAAGAUCCGUAUGGCGUGAGCGGCAGCUGGAUGCGAGUCGUCUGCUUCCUUGACUACAACGACCUUUACGCCUUUAACUUCAGCGAGCGAAUACCUGACGAGCAACCGCGGGACGCCAUUGAUACUGAAGAAGCCAUCCGACUGAUUCGCAUCAAGCUCCAAGUGACAAAGAUCGAUCCGCCUGGAGCCGGCGACGAGGACGAUGAAGGUGAUGGUCUAGAUUGGAGCAACUUUACGGGCGAAAGACUACCUGUGGUGCACUUCCGAGGCACCAGUCGGAGUCUGCACGCCAGUUGGGAUCCAAAUGCGAACAGCAGAAUCCGUGGAACAGUACGACAAACACCAGAAGGGGAGAUUCGAUGGACGACCUUCUCAAUCUUCCACGGUGAAGAACGAUGGCGAAGCGAAGGUAUUCAAGUGGGAGGCCUUCGCUCUGCCCGCGGAGUGCUCGGAAACUGGUUCGACAAAGACUACGACCUCCACGGCCCUGCUGGACCGACAGCAUUCUGGAAGGAAACAGAUGAACUCGAGGAGGAAAAGUCUAGCAGGAUCACAUGGCUACCGUAUGGCAACAACACGAACGUAUAUGACGAUUUGAUCGAGUUGGCUGAUUUGUUGGGUAUAGAUCUUUCGGAUGACUAG